AUAAAAAAUACUUAAUGAAUGAAAAAUAGUGAUAAUAGAAUGGGUAACUGACUCUAACUAGUUGAAAGAUCAAACCUAACUAGUUGGUAGAUUCGAGGACAAGGACAAACGCUUAUUUGCGGCUUCGCAUAAGAUUUCGUAGAGGAGAAUAGAGGAAUCAUCAUCAGAAAUUUUUUAUUAUUUAUUUUGUUUUAAAUUUUCUGGGUUAUUAGUAUUUUUACUUACUUAUUUUUUAUUUUAAGUUUAAAAUAUGAGGUGGCAUACACAUAGCUGUCAUAUUUUUGCCACAUCAACAAAAAUCAAUGUCAAGUUGAUCAUCAUCUGGUCAUACAUUAUCUAUGACGGUCAACGAAAUCAUCAGGACAUAAAUGACAAUUAUCACAGGUUAAGACAAUUUUAAAAUAUUGUCGAAUACUUCUGAACACAAAUAACAUUUUAUGGUUUGAUGGUGGUAUUAGCCCAAGAAAAUAUGAUUGAUAUAGCCAAAAAUUGGAGUCACUCAACCACCAUGGGAAGAGAAGACAAGGGUUUGCUUUCGCCGCGGAUAUGCAUUUUCGAGUCACCCAACCACCACCACCACCACUCCGACGAAGAAAAGGCGCAGUUAGACGAAUAGUUAACACUCGGAUCACACCACCACCACCACUAACCAACCCCACGCCACCGGGACUGGAACCCAAGAAGAAGCAAUAAAUCAGCAAAAUCCCACCCUCAUUACCUAGUAAUAAUUAAUGUUAAUGCGCACUGUCGUCACCACCCAGUCCACGUGCCGAACAGUGAUUCGGUCAAGCCAAAAGCCAUUUACGACAACGCUGUCCGUUUCCUGCCCAAUUCCACAGCCCAGUGCGGUGGCCCCCGGCCGCCGUUGUCCUUUUCCCGCCAUCCUGACACCCCUCCGCACUCCCUUCCCUCGCUCACGACGCAGAAACGGAACCCCAACGGUGGCAUUCUCGGGGUUUUGUUUUCUUCCUCAUCGCUCUUUUUUCCUCCUUUCUUUUCUCAACUUUCUUUAAUCGUCUCCACCAUCCCAGAGUCCUUCUCCAUAAACCCUCCUCUAUCCCCCACUCUGCCUUCUCCAUUCCUGCGGGCUGAGUUAGUUUCCUAUAUUCAGCCGGAGAAGAGAGCAGAUUUUGCCUCAUCGGGCUGCCUAACAGCCGUGCCCGGACUGACUUCCUGUCCUGCACGAUGGGGAGAAAAUCGGGAAUGUAAAAGGAGAGACUUUAUUUUGGCGUCAAAUACCAGUUACCUAUAAUAAGAAACCCAAUAAAGGCAGGGGCUUUCUCCUUGGAUUUGGCUUUCCUUUCAACUUUCUGGACCAGACCAGAGAGAGAGACAGAACUCCCAGAUUUGAUUUUGGACGGAGAAUGAGAUUAUGGACUUCUGGCCGGAAUUUCUCGCCAGCAGCUGGGGGAAAGAAUUCGUCGCCGGCGGGUUCGGAGGCACAGCCGGAAUAAUCGCUGGGUACCCGCUCGACACCUUGCGCAUCCGGCAGCAGCAGACCAAUUCAGGGUCCUCCGCUCUCAGCAUUCUUCGCCGGGUUCUUGCCACCGAUGGCCCUGCCGCCUUCUACAGAGGCAUGGCCGCCCCGCUCGCCGCGGUCACCUUCCAGAACGCCAUGGUGUUCCAGACCUACGCCAUACUAUCACGAGCUUUCGACCCUCCAUCGUCACCCAACGAGCCUCCAUCGUACAAAGGCGUAGCCCUAGGUGGAGUCGGCACCGGAGCUCUGCAGAGCGUGCUGCUCUCGCCGGUGGAGCUACUCAAAAUCCGCCUCCAACUACAAGACACAAGUCAUUCAAAACAACCCAAUAAGCCAAGCACCUGCAGAGGUCCAAUAACCGUGGCCAAGUACAUAAUCAGAACAGAAGGGGCAAGAGGAUUAUACAGAGGGUUUACCAUAACUGCCCUGAGAGAUGCGCCCUCUCAUGGGUUCUAUUUCUGGACGUAUGAGUACAUGAGGGAGCAGCUCCACCCGGGUUGCAGGAAGAAAGGUCAGGAGAGCUUGCAGACCAUGCUGCUAGCUGGAGGGCUGGCUGGUGUGGCAAGCUGGGUCUGUUGCUACCCGUUGGAUGUUGUCAAGACCAGAUUGCAAGCACAGACUCCGAGUUCCACUAAUCCAUACAAAGGGAUCAUGGAUUGCUUGGCGAGGAGUGUGAGGCAGGAAGGUUACAGUGUGCUCUGGAGAGGGCUAGGGACUGCCGUUGCGAGAGCCUUUGUUGUGAAUGGAGCUGUCUUUGCUGCUUAUGAGACGGCGCUGAGGUGUUUCUUCAGCAAUGGGAACAUUCAGACUGAGAACACCAUCUACAGCACGGAUUAGCCUCCCUUUCGUUUGAGAGGAUCCUGCAUUCCUUCGUAUCGGUAAUUCAAUAUCAACCAUCAAUCAUUCUUCAGGCACAAUCCAUGGAACAAUGGAGAAGAGUCACCUGAGAGGAAACUUGAAAGCCUCUACUACCCUAUCACUUAAUUUCUAGGAUUGUUGCAGCAUUCAGUACGACAUGCGAUCUUCUCAUCUCAAGAGAAUGUACCAUGGUUAAACAAAAAUCAUGGCAAAUCAGCAAGAAGCCUUGCAAUUAGCUUAUUAUGCAUCUCUGCUGGCUCUGAUGUCUUUGGUCCUGCUUAGGAGAAGCCACCAUCGGUGGUGCCCUACGUGAAAUUCUGAUAUACAAAGUUUAUUUCAAUAAAGAAAGGCAUGCUGCAGCAACAGAUUCCAACCCCCUUUCUUUUUUCCUGUGAAUGGCACUGCGAUUUGUUUCUUCAGCAUCACACAUCUGAUUGCAAGAGGAAAAUCUUUCCACUAUAACGAUAGAAUGUAUCCAUUCACUACUGUAACUCCGGAAAGUAUGACCAACUGGCAAAUCAACCUCCAAAACUGAAGGGAUAAAAUGGACUACGAUCAUUCAUAUACCCAAGGAACCAAAAUAGGGCAGAUGCAGUACAACACGCAAGAGUGCCCUAUCACAGAGACCAAUAACAGGAAGCUUGCCAGUUUGUUGAAGAAUGCCCCACUCUACCCCAAAUAUAAACAAUACAUGAACUUCUCUGCGUAACAUUGCCAAGUUUCUUUUUCACAUUUAAGAAACUCAUCCAAUUGUUUUCCUGCCAAGGAACUGGAAACCUGGUACCGCAUACAGUAGUAACGUAGUGCAGGAAGUUCCAGCUUCCUGCAUCCUCUGCAAGAACCCUUAACAUUCACAGACUCACAUUUUUCACUAGUGUUCUUUGAGCCAGACCCAAGCCUGAGGCCAUCAGUAAAUGCAGAAAGAUAACAAGCUAUUUCAGAGGUAAGACAAUAUUCACUAAUCAGUAUGGAAAUCGGAAAUGAGGGGUCCUAGGAAGCAUAAUGGAUGUCAGAACUUCCAAGGGCUUGAGAGACAAGAAAGAAGUCAACAUUGGACAAUCGAAAACAGAACAUGUAGAAAAGGCAUAGUGCAGGAGGCAAGUGACUUGCUACCAGCUGAUCAAUUCCAGAAGCUUUCUCAAAACCCAAAGAUCGUUCAAGUAAAUAGGAAAAUUCAAUUCUUCUCCACAUCACUGUGGACACCUUAACAAGCUAGUUACAAUGUACAGAAUGUGUAAUGUAGACAGUAGACUCUUUCCAGCGUUCACACAUCAAAGGACUUGAGGUGGCAAUUGGGAGUCAUGAACAAUAGUUCGACAAGGGAAAUGAUUCUUCUGGAAUCCGCAACAUAAUUAACAAUCGGGCCCUAGUCCUCACCAACAAUUCCAGAAAGCAAAUCCAACAACGAUUCCUUCAUCCCUUGUCAGCAAAUCACAGAGCAAUUCGAAAAGAUCCGGUUUUUUCCUUCUCGAUACCAAGUACACUAACAGAAGUUCAUUAAAAGCCAUUAAUAUUA
Molecule: messenger RNA, 3854 nt
Organism: Linum trigynum
Lineage: Eukaryota; Viridiplantae; Streptophyta; Magnoliopsida; Malpighiales; Linaceae
Source: the annotation of a GenBank genome assembly